AUGUCCACUGAGCCUCUCAAAAAUAUGAAAUUCUCAGCUGUGAACGGCGUGGAACAAAAGGCACCACUGAAUGAGUCCAACUCAUUCAAAAAAGCCCCUGAAAAUCUUCGCUCGCUGAGCACUGUUUCUGGGCCACGGCAGUCUGCAUCGGGCCCUAGAACCUCGUUCCAGACGAGGUCGUCCAGCACAUCUCUUCGACCAGGUUGUUUGGCCGUGAAAGCGUUCUCUGCUCCUGACCCAGGUCUCAGGAAGAGCGGCAAUAUUGCGCCUUUGGCUAAAGCGCGCUCAAACAUGGAGUUGGCUCUGUCCAAGCAGUUCAGCAGCAACGCACGCACAACACGCAAAAGUACCAGUCAAAGCUUUAUCGAUAGUCGUAGAAGAGAAGAUGCACUGAUUCAAAACACUUCAUGUCUUACGGAUGACCGCAAGCCACGUGCGCGUAUUACUUCUGUUGGGAAAGGCGUUCCACAAGGCCAUGGGGAAGCGCGUAUUGAACGGGAACAAAGGCGUCAAAGCCACCCUCCGUAUACACCAGAAUUUGUAAAACAGUUGCGCAAGAAAAGCUCACUCAGCAGAGGGAUGGCCCAGGGGAUGAAAGAGGCGCAGUCGAAACAACAGACCUUCCCCAAUCAUCUUCCAGACAUCGUGCGACAAGAAGAACUUCUUUCGCCAGUAACCAACGAUGCUGACUCAGAUUCUGGGAGCGAAACAGAAAUGGAAAACAGACUCCGUGACGCUUUGGAGUUUUUGCUGUUUCCUCCACAAGCCUCGAAUGACGAUGAAUCUCAGAGAGCUUUGAAUCAGGUGCACUGCAGUUUACGGUCUGGAAGGCACUGUCCAUCUAGACGUCUGGAGCGAUUUUUACGGGAGAUCUAUCGAGCUAUGGAGGACUAUGAAGAAGAACAUGAGGUCCAAGAGAGAGCUUGUGUAGUCCUUGGAAAGAUUGCACAGGACAUGCCAUCAGCUCAACCGACGAUUGCUGACACUGGUGGUGUGAAACAAAUCAUGAAGGCCAUCCAACGAUACAAAAAGCUUGAUGCACUUCAAGAUAAAGGUAUUUUCGCGUUAAUGUCAUUAACUAGAGACGCCGCAGCAAGAAACUGUAUUCUUGAAGAGCGAGGAGUGGAAUGCGUUUUGCGGGCCAUGGUUGAGUUUCAGGACGUUCGGACUAUACUAAAGAACGGGGCUAGUACGUUAUGUAACCUCGCUUCAGCAUCAGAGGUUGGAAAGGAACGAAUUGGUAGAGUGGAUGGUAUCGAUACCAUUAUCAAUGCUAUGAACAGGCAUGAGACAGAUGUUGAACUCCAAACUUGCUGUUGCCUUGCAUUAAGAAAUAUUACGUACGGUUCAACAACAAAUCAGUGGAUUGCAGGCAGGGCUUUUGCGCUCGAUUCAUUAAUAAGACUAAUGAAGAACUUCUCGAAAGACACCAAUGUCCAGUACCAAGGGUGCUGGGCGUUGGCAAAUAUCUGCUCACAGGAUCCUGGAAACAAAGACCGCGCGGGCGGUGGUGAGCUCAUUGAAACCUGUCUAGCAGCAAUGGAAAAUAAUAUGAGCCAGACACACGUCGUUGAAAAGAGUCUUUCUGUCUUGAGCAAUAUCAGUGACAAGAACCUUGACAAUCAAGUGCGUAUUAAAAAAGCGGGAGGUACGAGACUCAUUUUAAAAGCACUGGAAGGGUACCGAUCAAACGAAACAAUCGUGAUACGUGCUUGCUCCGCGAUACGGUUCUUGUGCUUUUCAAGGGAGAAUCGUGAUGAAGUUUUUGAGUGCGGGGGGUUAAAGCUGUUAACUCGAAUUCUUGGGGACGGGGAGGACGUUCCUGCCAUCGCCGAAAGCGCAAUUCUUGCGCUGGGAAAUGCUAUCUGCGACCACAAGGAGGGGAAAAAACUCGUUGGUCGCUACGGCGGAAUAGCAACAAUCGCUGAUGUAAUGUCCAAGCAUCUGGAUCAUGAGGGGAUUCAAGAAAACUGUUCUCUAGCUCUUCGAAAUCUGUCAGAUUCAGAUGAGCUCAAUUCACGGCUUCUUGGGGAUUCCGGCGCUAUCGACAUGGCAGUUUAUGCGAUGAUGGGAUACCCGCAAAAUGCACAAAUCCAGGAGCAAUCAUGCGCCAUGAUGUUCAACAUCGCAUUUUUCGAUCACAAUCUUCGGACUAUGAAGGAGCUUGCAGUUGCGAAUGUGGUUGAACAUGCCAAAGAGUUCCACAACAACAAUCCGGAUGUACGAUUCCAGGCGCUGGCGUUGCUACAAAUAUUGCAAAGCAGAGACGACCAGACCUCUCCGACAAAAAUCCGAUCUAUGGGAAAGUUUCAAUCCUCACAGACUAGAAGAAAGUACCCACAAACAUGA
Chondrus crispus (carragheen) is the source of this 2349-nucleotide messenger RNA. Its product is annotated as Aardvark, Armadillo repeat-containing protein. The transcript has a single exon. The record is from RefSeq and is a predicted model, not a curated record. Gene Ontology annotation, molecular function: protein binding. NCBI's taxonomy places the organism in Eukaryota, Rhodophyta, Florideophyceae, Gigartinales, Gigartinaceae. The coding region runs from base 1 to 2349 and encodes 782 amino acids.